CGCACAACACCCUUCCUCUUCAGAAAUAAAACAGUGAGAGAAUGAGCUGGAAGGCGGGCUGAAGUUAGAGACGGAGAGGCAGCUCAAACACGGACAUAUUCUGUUCACGAAGCACAUUUACAUGGAAACAACAGGGCAGACACUUGGAGGCGAAACCGCUGCACCGAUGACAGCCAUACCAGAUUCAGAUAACUCGGAGGAUUGUGAGCCCUCGGAGGCCAUGAACAUGGUACACCCAGACAACCCAGAGAACUCUGAAAUCACAGCCCUUCAAGAAGACCGAUCGGUGGAGUGGGCGCCUGAGAAGUCACCAGACAGUCCUGCAAACAUGGAGCUGGAAAGCUCUCCUAAAGACGUUUCAGAGGACGCAGAUGCCAGUCCUGAAGCCAGUGGAGAUGCCACCGCAGGUCUGUCCCAAGCAGAACACUUUGACGUUCCUUUUCCUGCAGAGUAUGAGAAAUUCUGGAAAGUGGUGGAAGAGAACCCGCAGGAUUUCACCGGAUGGACCUACCUACUGCAGUACGUGGAACAAGAGAAUCACCUUGUGGCGUCCAGGAAAGCGUUUGAUGCCUUCUUUUCACGCUAUCCGUACUGCUACGGCUAUUGGAAGAAAUAUGCUGACCUUGAGAAGCGACACGGCAACAUAAAAAGAGCUGAGGAGGCUUACCGGCAAGGACUCCAGGAGAUCCCUCUCAGCGUUGACCUCUGGAUUCAUUACAUCAACUUCUUGAAGGAAUCGUUGGACCCCAGUGAACCAGAAACAGAAAGCCAGUUACGAUCCGCUUACGAACACGCGGUGCUUGCAGCAGGAACGGACUUCCGCUCGGACAGGCUCUGGGAGGCAUACAUCAACUGGGAGACGGAGCUGGGAAACUUGAGGGAGGUUACUGCCGUCUACGAUCGCCUUCUCGGGAUCCCUACACAGCUCUACAGUCACCACUUCCAGAGAUUCAGAGAACAUAUACAGAACAACUUGCCAAAACAGUUCCUGUCGGUAGAUGAAUUUGUCAAACUGCGCAGAGAGCUGGCCAGUGUGAAUGGGCAUGGGGGAGAGGAUGCUUCACCGGAAGACGACAUCCCCCCUGGUAUAGAGGACAUCACCGAUCCUGCAAAGCUUAUCACAGAAAUAGAAAACAUGCGUCACAGAGUUAUUGAGUCCCGGCAGGAGGUUUUCAACCACAAUGAGCAUGAAGUCAGCAAGCGGUGGACGUUUGAGGAAGGGAUUAAGCGCCCUUACUUCCACGUAAAGCCCCUGGAAAAAGCCCAGCUGAACAACUGGAAGGAGUACCUGGAUUUUGAGAUUGAGAAUGGGACCCCUGAACGUGCGGCUGUUCUGUUUGAGAGGUGCCUAGUAGCCUGUGCCCUGUAUGAGGAAUUCUGGGUCAAGUAUGCCAAGUACUUGGAGAACCACAGUAUUGAAGGAGUAAGGCAUGUCUACAUGAAAGCAUGCACUGUACAUCUGCCGAAGAAACCUACGGUUCACUUACUCUGGUCUGCCUUUGAAGAGCAGCAAGGAAACAUAGAAGAAGCGAGAGGGAUCCUGAAGACCUUUGAAGAGACCGUGCAUGGGCUGGCCAUGGUCCGUUUACGAAGAGUGAGCCUGGAGCGGCGCCAUGGAAACCUGGAGGAGGCGGAGUCCUUGCUGCGGGAAGCCAUCAAGAACGGCAAAACGGCGAGCGUGUCCUCCUUCUACUCCAUCAAGCUGGCCCGCCUGCUCUUCAAAGUGCAGAAGAGCUUGCAGAGAGCCAGGGAGGUGCUGCUGGAGGCCAUCGAGAGAGAUGAGAGCCCCAAGCUCUACCUUAACCUGCUGGAAAUCGAGUUCAGCGGUGACCUGAAACUAAACGAAGAGCACAUCCUCUCCUGCUUCGAUAGAGCAGUCAACAGUUCCCUGCCCGUGGAGACCAGAAUAUCCUUUUCUCAGAGGAAGGUGGAAUUUCUUGAAGACUUUGGCUUUGAUGUCACCAGGCUUAUGACUGCAUAUGAUGAACAUCAAAGUCUGCUAAAGAAACAUGAUUCUUUGAAAAGAAAAGCUGAAAACGGUGCCCAAGAGCCAGAGGAGAAGAAGCAGCGUGCAGAAGAUACCACGGUGGAAACUGGACAGAUGAUGGGAGGUGACAUGCAAGCCAAUCAGUCUGCAUACAACUACAGCAGCUGGUACCAGUACAACUACCAGAAUCCAUGGAGUUACGGACAGUACUACCCACCCCCUCCGACAUGAUCUAAAUUCAAGAGGACUGAUGCAUUCAACGUGUCUUUCAUGUUUUUUCACUUCGAGCUGUAAUGAGACACUGAUAUGACAUCAGGGAUAUGAACUACAGGAAAGGUGUUGAGAGUAUUCCAAGGUUUCUUAACUUAUUAAUGUAUGAAGUUAUUUUUCUAUUCUGCACACCAGCUUCUAUAGUUAGUAUUUCAGGAACUUUGAAAUCCCUCAUAUAUAUUUUGUUUUCUCUCCAAGCUUACCUGUAGAUUUCAUCAUUUGUUUUCCAUGAAGUUUAAGCAUGUUUUCUUCAAUAAAAUAAAAUGUUAAUGAGGGUUUUUUGUUUUUUUACUGUGACUUGAUGGUUCUUUAAUUUCAUAAUAAAAAUGAAAUGAUGGUUAUCUUCAA
This is a messenger RNA of Acipenser ruthenus (sterlet), 2605 nucleotides long. RefSeq names its product pre-mRNA-processing factor 39-like. The transcript has 14 exons. The coding region runs from base 122 to 2218 and encodes 698 amino acids. Gene Ontology annotation, cellular component: commitment complex; U1 snRNP; U2-type prespliceosome. Gene Ontology annotation, biological process: mRNA 5'-splice site recognition; RNA processing. Lineage: Eukaryota; Metazoa; Chordata; Actinopteri; Acipenseriformes; Acipenseridae. Gene Ontology annotation, molecular function: protein binding. The record is from RefSeq and is a predicted model, not a curated record.